This is a messenger RNA of Pyrus x bretschneideri (Chinese white pear), 1226 nucleotides long. RefSeq lists its product as uncharacterized. The transcript is spliced from 2 exons. Lineage: Eukaryota; Viridiplantae; Streptophyta; Magnoliopsida; Rosales; Rosaceae. Bases 582 to 1049 code for a protein of 155 amino acids. The record is from RefSeq and is a predicted model, not a curated record.
CUUGAAAUGGGUGUGAACUCAUCAUAGAACAACAUCCAUUUGUUUGUCAACUUGUCGUGCUUGAUAAGUCUUGGUUUAAGUAGGAUUUGGUGGUCUAUCCUGGUAGUGGUGGAAAAUGUGCGGUAGGCCUUGUGGAAUUUUUUGUCGUUGUAUUCAAUCACUAUGUAUUUCAUUGUUUUUGCGUUGUUGCUGUUGGUUUCUGGUAUCCAUUCAAUUUGGGCAGUUCUUAGUUGAUUGAGUUGAUGUUCCUCUUCUAGUAUUGUGUAUGGUAUGAACAAACCUAGAAGUUACAAUUGAACAUGAUACUAACCACUAAGAUAUAUAUACACACAAUACAGAUAAAAAAUACUUGGUUCUAAUUUAUAGAAUUUGGAUUUUAGGGAAAUUAUAUGAAAUAUAGUACUUGAUUGUUGGCCUCUGUGAUGAAUUUUUGUGGUUGGUCAUUCUCCCCUUCUAGGGCCUCUUUUUCGCUUCUAAAGUUGCCUUUUCCUCUUCUAGGGCCGCUUUUUUAGCUUUAAGGACCUUCUUCUCCGACUCCUAGGGCCGAUGUUUCCUCUUUUAGGACCGCCUUUUCCCGUUCGAUGGCCACCGUUUCCCCUUGUAGUGUUUCCAUCAUCAUGGCCUCCAUUGAUUGCUUUCUUAGGUGCAUUUCUGACCUUAGGCUCGUUGACUUGAGGAACACCUUCACAGUACCAACAACGAAGAGAAACAAACCAAGUAGUGCAGGUGGGAUAUCUGAAAACAGCAGGAGCAGCGAAAGCCAUGUCGUGAAGUCUGGCUCACAGCCGUCUCUUUGGUUUGUUUGGGUUAGAAUCAUGGAAGCCCUCUCUUUGUUUCUUCUGCUGCUGGAAGAAGUAGAAUACUUCUGCUGCCCCUGGACUAAGCCUUCUUAUUGGGACAAGUCAUUGGAGAAGCGACGACCUGUGAUAUUUGAAAACAGCAGUGGCGGCAGCGGCAGAAGUCUUAGCCAAGUCGUCAAGUCUACCUCACAGGCGGCCCUUUGGUCUGCUUGGUUUGGUUUCGAGGAUGCCAACUUUUUGUUGUACUAGGAUUCUCUCUCUUCCUUUUUCCAUCCUCUCUUCUCAUAUUCUUUAUUUUGUCUUUCUUUCUAUAAAAAAUUAAUAUAAAAUGUUGAUGUGGUUUAACCGUAACGGUUCAUAUAGGAGAGGAGGGAUAAAAAAAGGGGGAGACAAUCCUACCCCCUCUUUGUUUGGACUGGUGCUGGA